Messenger RNA from Myxocyprinus asiaticus (Chinese sucker), 6013 nucleotides. Its product is annotated as calmodulin-binding transcription activator 1-like. The transcript has 24 exons. The coding region runs from base 11 to 5374 and encodes 1787 amino acids. Lineage: Eukaryota; Metazoa; Chordata; Actinopteri; Cypriniformes; Catostomidae. The record is from RefSeq and is a predicted model, not a curated record. Gene Ontology annotation, cellular component: nucleus. Gene Ontology annotation, molecular function: double-stranded DNA binding; protein binding; transcription coregulator activity. Gene Ontology annotation, biological process: regulation of transcription by RNA polymerase II.
CGGAGGGGAAAUGGCUGCCGAAAACAAGCCGGAAGGCCUGAAGAAAAUACGUAAUCCGGAUCGAAUGUACAGAACCGCCGUCGGUUACACUGGCCAUGUUCCUUCUAAGAGUGUCAGCGAUGACACAGACAACAACAAUGAACAUGGACAUUUGAAAAUCUACCUGCCCAAGAAGCUUCUGGAAUGCCUUCCCAAAUGCUCCUCCCUGCCCAAGGAGAGACAUCGCUGGAACACAAACGAGGAGAUUGCGGCCUACUUGAUAACAUUUGAAAAACAUGAAGAGUGGCUGACGACCUCACCCAAAACCAGGCCUCAGAAUGGGUCUAUGAUACUGUACAACAGGAAGAAGGUGAAGUACAGAAAAGAUGGCUACUGCUGGAAGAAAAGGAAAGAUGGCAAAACCACUCGGGAGGAUCACAUGAAACUCAAAGUGCAGGGAGUGGAGUGUCUAUACGGCUGCUAUGUCCACUCCUCCAUCAUUCCCACGUUCCACCGGCGCUGUUAUUGGCUGCUUCAGAAUCCUGACAUUGUGCUUGUCCAUUACCUGAACGUGCCUGCGAUAGAGGACUGUGGGAAGCCGUGUGGGCCCAUCCUGUGCUCCAUCAACACAGAUAAGAAAGAAUGGGCCAAAUGGACCAAGGAAGAACUCAUUGGGCAGCUUAAACCCAUGUUUCAUGGCAUCAAGUGGACUUGCAGCAAUGGGAAUAGCAGCACUGGCUUCUCAGCAGAGCAGCUCGUACAGCAGAUUCUGGACAGCCACCAGACCAAGCCCCCUCCCCGGACUCACAACUGCCUCUGCACGGGCAACCUGGGUGCUGGAAGCAGCCUACAUCACAAAUGCAACAGUGCCAAACACCGCAUCAUCUCCCCGAAAGUCGACCCGCGUGCUGGAGGUGCCUACGGCACCCACUCUGAGGUUCAGAACAACGAUGUGUCCGAGGGCAAGACGGAGCUCAGCCACAGCGGGGGGAAAAAUGGCAGGGCAGGGGGCGACUGCGCAGGAGGGACGGGAGGACGCGAGAAAAGGAAUGGCAAGGUGCACAAGCCGGCGCUUCUCCACCAGAACAGCAUGGAAGUAUCCUCCACCAAUCAAGUGGAAGUACCAGAUACCACCCAGAGCUCGCCUGUGUCCAUCAGCAGUGGCCUAAACUCUGACCCUGAUAUGGCCGACAGUCCGGUAGUGACAGGAAUGGGUCAUGUUGCCUCAGUAAUGAGUAGCCUGUCUCAGUCCACCUCUGUUUUCAUGUCCGAAGUCUCUGGAGACCCUGUCUAUAGUAUGUCGCCCACUGUAGACCCCAAUGCUCAUCUCUUAGGUCCAGACACCGCUUCAAGCAGUCUGGUUUUGGCGGUGACAGCCGAAAGCCACAAGUUUGCCUUCGCUGGAGCAGUCGGAGUAGGUUUAGCAGACACAGCGUCAACAGAUGGACUCGCUAUGUUGUCGACAGCCAGCGUAUCUGAAGAACUGGUGCUCUCUAGUAACCUGGAGUCUGGAAGUAUCAAGCUGCCUGAGACGAAUAUGAACUUUGACCCUGACUGCUUCCUUAACAACCCCAAGCAAGGUCAAACCUACGGAGGAAAUGGGAUGAAAAUGGAGGAGAGCAGUGGCAGCAGCUGUAGUAAUGGGGGUAUGCGAUGUUCUCCACCACUCAAUGACAACGGGUACGGCUUCAACGCCGCUCUGGUGAAAAACAUCAAGACCGAGGACAUGUCGUUUGAGCAACAGUUGGCUUCAGAGGGUGGCUAUCAAGUUGGGGAAGUCGUGAGUGGUGCUGUUGGUAUUUCUGGUUCCUCAAGCAGUGGACCUGCCCAAAACUCCCUGGCUUUGACUCCAACUGGUUCGUUGUUGCCCUCUGGAGGUGGGCUGAGUCCUAGCACCACGCUUGAACAGAUGGACUUCAGUGCCAUUGACGCAAAGCAAGACUAUCCAACCAGCGUCAUGUCUGCUGCAGGCUACGGCCAAGCAAUCUCCAGCUCUCACCUGGCCCAUCAAAGCCACUCCCCAAAUUUCUUCCUCCAAGGUUCUCCACAGUCCACCCAAACCCAACAGAACAACUCUGGUUCCAACCAGAACUCCCAUGACACCGCGUACAUGGGCUUGUCUGUGGUCAAAACGGACUCAACGGGAACCAGUGGGCAUCUGCACCACCAUCAUCACCACACUGCCUCUAACUGCAAUGGCAGCUCUCCAAGCGAACAGAAUGGACAGGCUGGUUCUCUUCAGCUUUUGCAGUACCAGAACCGCUUUCCAACUCCAGGUCAAGACCAUGAAGAAGUUGGUGGCUUGGAGCAGCCGACAGGAGCAGAAUCAGAGAAUGGAAGCUCUCAAGAGAAGGAGAAUGAGGGUUUGAUGAAACCAGGUGACCACUUGCAGCCAGUUGUGGCAGGAGAAACUGACGGUGUUGGGGGCACAGAGCACUACCUCCAACCUCCAGCAGAGGGCAAUGGGGUGGGGCCAGGGAAUGGGCCAACGAGCACGAGGGGGCCGGAUAAUGGAACCCUUUGUAACGGCGGUGAGGGAAACGGAUCCACAAACAGCCCCCAUCAACAGAUCCAGCCGCUUCUUCAAGGAGCCGGUUUGGUGCAGGGGCUUUUCAGCGGCAUAGGGACCCACGGCAGUGGAACCAAUGGAGGAGGCUCCAUGGAAAUCAACCUGGACCAUUUUGAUGUUUCCUUUGGGAAUCAGUUCUCAGAUCUCAUCAAUGAUUUCAUCGCUGUGGAGGGUGGAAGGGGUGCAGCUGUAGUACCGGGUACCAACACGCUGUAUGGUCACCAACUCAUGGCCCAUUCGGGAAUAGAGGGGCAGGUUUCCUCUGGAACCACAUCGCAACAGGUUCCAGAAGAUGGAGCUCAUGGGGCAAGUGGGUAUAAUUCGGCAGAGCUCUGCCUCCAGCCCUGUUGCAGUCCACAGUCCACACAGGCUGGCAAUGUGACGGGCGAGGCAGGGCAGCUGGCGUACAUGCAGGUGGCUGAUGCCGUGUCUGCAGUUGUGGCGCAUGGUAACAUGGGAAUGUUGCAGGCCACCGGAAGGCUGUUUGUGAUGACGGAUUAUUCUCCAGAGUGGUCUUAUCCUGAGGGUGGAGUGAAGGUGCUGAUCACCGGUCCAUGGCAGGAGGCCAGCAGUGAAUACACCUGCCUGUUUGAUCAGAUAACAGUUCCAGCCUCUCUCAUCCAGCCUGGGGUGCUACGCUGUUACUGUCCAGCUCAUGACACAGGCCUGGUGACUCUGCAGGUGGCAGCCAGCAGUCAAAUCAUCUCCAACUCUGUGGUGUUUGAGUAUAAAGCUCGAGCCCUCCCUGCUCUGCCCUCCUCUCAACACGACUGGCUCUCUCUGGACGAUAACCAGUUCAGAAUGUCCAUCCUGGAACGUUUGGAGCAGAUGGAGAGAAGAAUGGCAGAGAUGGCUGGUCAACAGCAACAGGGUGGUGGAGGCACGUCGGAGAGCGGAGGAAGCGGAGGAACCGGAGGUAGUGGAGGAGGAGAAGGAGGAAGAGGCAAUUCCGACCAGGCACAGUUUUCACCAGGUCAGAGCCAGGGUCAGGCGGGCAGCUCCUUUGAGAGCCGUGUGGUUGUAGUUUGUGAGAAAAUGAUGAACCGGUCCUGCUGGGCCAAGUCCAAGCACCUAAUUCAUUCCAAGACAUUUCGGGGCAUGACUUUACUCCACCUGGCAGCCGCCCAGGGUUACACCACCCUUAUCCAAACACUUAUCAAGUGGCGCACCAAGCAUGCAGACAGUAUUGACCUGGAACUGGAGGUGGAUCCUCUAAAUGUUGAUCACUUCUCUUGCACACCACUGAUGUGGGCCUGUGCUUUGGGUCACAUGGAGGCGACAGUGGUUCUGUAUAAAUGGGAUCGGCGAGCUUUGGCCAUCCCCGAUUCUUUGGGUCGCUUACCGUUGGCUAUCGCCCGGUCCCGUGGCCACACCAAGCUAGCUGAGUAUCUGGAAAGCCUUCAGAGGGAAGAGCAGCAGUCAGGAGCUUUGACUACAACUCCCAGCAUGCCUUUCUCUCCAUCUGCUGAGGCAUCAACCGCAGAGGGCUGGAUGAAUGUUUGGGGAACUGAAACGGCUUCAGUUGGACUGAAAGAAAGCAGCAUCACCAGUUCUGCUUCAAUCUCUGGCUCAGACUUGAGAAGACCCAGAUCAGAACCGUCCAGUUUUUAUAGCAGUGAUAGUCAUGGUGAUGCCCCGUUGAGUAAGAAACACAAGCCCAACCCUGACAGCCACCAAACUCUGCUCAGCAAACCCUGUUCUGCCCCUCUCGGACUGGAAGAACAGGCCUACAAGCCUAAAACGUGUCCCUCCAAGCCUAGAGAAGGUACUGUGGAUAAAGAGCCAAGAGAUGGGGAGCAUUCUCAGACAAAGCUGGCCUCUUGUGGAGGUGGCCGAUGGAGUUCGAGACAGGCUGCAGGACGUAGGGUGCCAACUGGUGGACUUGGCAAGGAAAGGCUGGCAAACAGGCUGAGAUUAAGAGAAAUGGCUAGCACAGGGACAAUCUCUGAUCUGCGGACAAGCCAAGAGGAUUUGGAGAACACUGGAGACCUGCAGAACAUGAACAUGAUGACUUUAGCAGAAGAAGUAAUUGCGGCAACAUCUGAUCGCAUCAAGAGGGAAAACUUUGCGUCAGAGUCGGCAGUAGACAGUGUUGGAGUCAGCAACACCAUGAGCUGGUUGGCCAGUUACCUGGGAGAUGCAGAGAGGUUCCUGUUUAACAAGCCCCUAACUUCCUCUCCUGGUCUGGGUGCCAUUCAUAGUGGAGGACAGCCAGAACUCGAUGGUCCUCUUGGGAAACUCGGCCUCCAGUCCCCUGCGGAAUGGACUGCUCUUCUCAACGCCUCCCACAGCAAGGAAGAGCGUGACUUGACCAAGCUGGUGCUGUCCGAUCCUGAACAGAGAGAACUGUACGAAGCAGCCCGCCAGGUCCAGAACACCUUCCGCAAGUACAAGGGUCGUCCGCUCCGGGAGCAACAAGAACUGGCCGCUGCUGUCAUUCAGCGUUGUUAUAAGAGGUACAAACAGCUGACAUGGAUAGCCUUGAAGUAUGCACUUUAUAAAAAGAUGACGCUGGCCGCCAUCCUUAUCCAGAGUAAAUUCCGCAGCUACCACGAACAGAAGAAGUUCAAGCAGAGUCGCAGAGCAGCCGUGCUGAUCCAGCAGUAUUACCGCAGCUACAAGGAGCUCGGCCGGCUGAACCCACGCAGCCGGGCCACUGCAGCUGCACUGGUGCAGCACAAACUCAGAAGCAGUUUACUGACCAAGAGACAAGACCAAGCUGCUAGAAAAAUCAUGCGAUUUCUACUGCGGUGCCGUCACAGCCCCUUGAUGGACCAUAGGCUAUUCAAACGGGGUGAAAGAAUUGAGAAAGGCCAAGGAACAUGAGAGCACAGCAGAGAGCCCCGUCGCAGUGUAACAUCUACAAACAGACUCUUCCUCUUCAUUGUUUUUACAAGAGACAAUUUACAAAAAAGGCAAAAAAUAUUUCUGAAGCCGAAAAGAAGAGCGUGGAAAAUGCGACGGCUGAACUCUGUCAGCAGUGUGACUGAUUCUGCUACAGCAUUGUGUAUUUUUCUCGCUACAGGGGACCUAAUCGAGACUAUUGGGGAAAUAUGACAUUAUCUUCAUGGCAUUUUUGCACUCUUCAUAGAUUUGGUUUUUUUUUAGAUGAAAAACGGAACGAAGAAGCAAAGGCUUUUUAUUGUGACGACGCUUGUACAUAAUCUUGCAAGAUGAACGAAGGAAACCAGAAAUACAUCAUGCUGGAAGUCGCUUCAGAUUACAUUUUUAUAUUUUGAAAGGAAAGAAAUACAAUCAGUUUAAAAAAAAAAAAAAAAGAACAAAAUUUAUAAAAUGUAAACCAAAAAAGGCCUCAUUUCAUUGACCAUAUGCAUGCAGAGUAUUUGAAAUUGAUCCAUCAUCUCCACAAAUCUUUGUUUUCAACAAACGCUGUCCGUUCAUUCAAAGGGAGCGCCCUCAUAUGAAUGUAGAUGGGGUCAGGGCAAAAAUGCUGGGUUUGAAAUA